Molecule: messenger RNA, 1074 nt
Organism: Thyridium curvatum
Lineage: Eukaryota; Fungi; Ascomycota; Sordariomycetes; Thyridiales; Thyridiaceae
Exons: 2
Coding region: 1-1074 (357 amino acids)
Molecular function (GO): oxidoreductase activity
Source: RefSeq, a predicted model, not a curated record
AUGGCUCGCCAGUGGGUUCUUACCAGCCAGAUAGACUUUGAGACCUCCCUGGAGUUUCAGACAAACAUUCCCAUCCCGUCAGCAGCAGACCUCCAACCACACGAUGUGCUCGUCCGGAUCCAAGCUGCCAGUCUCAACCACAGAGACAUAGCCGUCCCGACGCCAACCAACCUCGGAGGCCCCAUCAACCCGCCCCUGAUCCCAGGCUGCGACGGCGCAGGCCUCGUCGAAGCCGUCGGCCCGGCCGUCACGGAGUUCCGCCCGGGCGACCGCGUCGUCACGCACCUCGCGCCCAACCUCGCCCGCGACGCCGGCGACGACGCGCAGGCGGCCUUCGCCGACGCGGCCGGCAUGCUGGGCCAGGGCACCGACGGCACGCUGCGGUCUCACGGCGUCUUCUCCGAGUUCGCGCUCGUGCUCGCGCCCGGGACGCUCGGCUGGCUCCCCGCCGCCACGCUGACCUGCACCUGGGCCACGGCGUGGAACGCGCUGUUCUGCCUGCGGGGGCGGGCCGUCGGCCCCGACAGCUGGGUGCUCGUGCAGGGCUCGGCGGGCGUCAGCGUGGCGGCGCUGCAGCUCGCGGCCGCGGCGGGGGCGACCGUCGUCGCCACGACGUCCUCCGCGGACAAGGCCGCGCGGCUGAGGGCCCUCGGCGCCGCGCACACGGUCCGCUACCGCGGCAAUCCGUCGUGGGGCGAGGAGGCGCGCGCCCUGACGCCCGGCCGCCGCCGCGGCUUCGACUUCGUGAUCGACAUCGGCGGGGCCGAGACCCUACCGCAGUCGCUGGCGGCCGUGCGCACCGACGGCGUGGUGCUCGUCGUCGGCGGUGUCGGCGACGCCGGCGCCCGGCAGCCGCCGCUGUUCGCGGCGCUGAUGCACACGUGCAUCGUGCGCGGGGUCCUGGGCGGCAGCCGGCGGCACCUGCGGGACGCGGUGCGGUACAUUGACGAGCGCGGGAUCGAGCCGGCCGCCGACGACGUGGUGUUUGAGCUGGCCGAGGCCAAGGAUGCGUAUCGGCGGUUGGAGCAGAAGAAGCACUUCUCCAAAGUUGUGAUUCGGGUUGACCACCAGUAG